Messenger RNA from Knipowitschia caucasica, 402 nucleotides. Lineage: Eukaryota; Metazoa; Chordata; Actinopteri; Gobiiformes; Gobiidae. The record is from the annotation of a GenBank genome assembly.
AUGUUCGAGUUGUGUUUUGUUUACUUUAACAUGUCCACGGUCUGCUCGCUUUGCCGCAUCAUCCUCCACGCUUCCCCUUUCCUUCGGACUCACCCCGCCUUGUCAGUCGCCCUGAUAUCUGUCCCCAGACCCACGACCACGGCCAUAUUCGGUCCACCUCCCCCUCUCCUCGUGCAUUGGGAUGUCCCCUGGCUGCUCACUUUGCCCUGGCUGCUCACUUUACCGUUUAUUUUUGUUUUGGGGCGAAACUUCCAGGGCCCUGAGUUCUUGUUUUUCUGUGGGCAUUCCCUUGCAAAGUGUCCCCGCCUGCCACAGGAGAAACAUGCGCCGGCUCCUCCCAUUUCUGUGUUUGUGGUCCGGUCCCUAUCUUGUGUCCCAUUUCCCCCUUUCUGGCCCCCGUAG